CUCUCCUCCUCCUCCUGUUUGGGAUUGGGAUCUUUCCUUUCUUUUUUCAGGGGAUUGAUCCCAAGGAGGAAUUUUACCUUUGUUUUCCCUUAUUUCUCUCUCUCUGUUUUUUUUUCCACUGAUGUUGCUGCAGCAUCUACCAACAAGCUAGCAAGUUGCUAUUGGUGUUGGUAUUGGGCUGUGUGUUCUUGUUGUGAGUCCUUAGCCUACCAGCAAAAGGUUUGUCAUGCAAGAACAAGUCUCCCUAUAAGAGGGUGGGAUCCUUUUCUCUUUGGGGAGGAUAAUCUGCACUCCAAACAAGAGGAAAGAGAGGGAAUUUCAAUGGGGAAAGUGAAGCUCAAGAGCAGAGAAGUGGCAAGGAAAAGCUCUGAUCAAGAUUCGAAGAGCCUGAAUUCACAAGACGCUGCGAGAGAUUUUGGGGGUUUGAUCCACAGCCCGCCCCGCUGCGUCGUGUGUCCCACGUCCAGCGAUGGAAUUUCCAGCUUGGUGAGAGUCGCCAACGCCACCGCCAAGCUCACCAUCGCCGCCAGGGGCAACGGCCACUCGGUCCACGGCCAAGCGCAGGCCCUGAAUGGAAUCGUAAUUGACAUGCCCCGGAUGCCCACCAACGCCAUUCGCAUCGUCAAUCCAAUCCAACACCACGAUCACCACCAGGAUCAUCGAGAAGAAAUCCAUCAAAGCAAGGAUCAUGGUGGCGGCGAUGACGAUCUUUUCUGUGGUGGCCCGUUCGUGGAGGCAUCCGGAGGAGCGCUGUGGAUCGAUGUGCUGCGAGAGACGCUCAAGUGUGGGUUGGCGCCGCGGACCUGGACGGAUUAUCUCUACCUCAGCGUUGGCGGGACGCUCUCCAAUGCCGGCGUGAGCGGCCAGGCCUUCCGCCACGGCCCCCAAAUCAGCAACGUUCUCCAGCUCCAAGUCGUCACUGGCAACGGCGACACUGUGACUUGCUCGGCUACGAGGAAUUCGGAUCUCUUCUACGCUGUUCUUGGCGGACUUGGACAGUUUGGGAUCAUCACCAAAGCUCGGAUCCCGCUGGAAGAAGCUCCCGAGAGAGCGAGGUACAAGCGUCUCGUCUACACGGACUUUGGAGCGUUCCAAAAGGACAUCGAGCGGCUUAUCUCCUUGAACGAGGAUGUCGUCAACUACGUGGAAGGGAUCGUCAUCCCCAGCUGCGACGAUCCAUACCAGGGAUACAAUUCGGUCCCCUUCGAUGGCGAGGCGAUCGAUCCGUCGCUCAUCCCGGACUCCUCUGGCCCCGUCCUCUACUGUAUCGAGAUCGCAAAGUAUUACAACCACGGCCAAGAAGCGCUCAUGGAAGAUCGGUUGGAGACGUUGCUAGGCUCGCUUUCCUUCGUCCCGGGCCUGACCUUCACCACGGAUCUAACGUACUUCGACUUCCUCAAUCGCGUCCACGGCGUAGAGGAGGUGCUGCGAAAGAUCAAGCAGUGGGACGUCCCACACCCGUGGCUUGCAUUGUUCGUCCCAAAGAGCAAAAUCUCCAAGUUCAACGACAUAGUUUUCCGGGACAUGGUUUGCAAAGGCGUCAAUGGACCCAUGCUCAUCUAUCCACUCAACAGAUCCAAGUGGGAGACUAGAUCAUCCGUGGUGGUGCCGGACGAGUCCAUUUUUUACAUUGUUUGUUUGCUGCGCUAUGUGGUGGAGGGUGGUCAGCCUUUGGAAGCCCACGUCCAGCAAAACGAAGAGAUCAUGCGGAGGUGUGAGAUCAACGGCCUCAACGUGAAGCAAUACUUUCCACACUACCACAGUGAUGCCGAGUGGAAACAACACUUCGGAGAUUCUUGGGGCAAGUUUUUGGCGAACAAGAUCAAGUACGACCCAAACGCCAUACUAUCCCCAGGCCAGAGGAUCUUCGCCAGGGACAAGGUGGCGGUUGCCGCUGCUAAACAGGCUGCUGACCAGCGUUGACCUCUUCCAGAAUUUAUUAUUUUUCAUUGUUGUACAGCAGCCAGGAAAAUUUCUAAAGCUAUGAGAACCAGUUUUAUAUGAAAAUACAAUAUGUUUUUCUUUUUUAA
Molecule: messenger RNA, 2030 nt
Organism: Selaginella moellendorffii
Lineage: Eukaryota; Viridiplantae; Streptophyta; Lycopodiopsida; Selaginellales; Selaginellaceae
Product: cytokinin dehydrogenase 7
Exons: 6
Coding region: 322-1923 (533 amino acids)
Biological process (GO): cytokinin metabolic process
Molecular function (GO): FAD binding; cytokinin dehydrogenase activity
Source: RefSeq, a predicted model, not a curated record